Cynoglossus semilaevis (tongue sole) is the source of this 4015-nucleotide messenger RNA. It is a transcript of the gene plb1, whose product is annotated as phospholipase B1. Lineage: Eukaryota; Metazoa; Chordata; Actinopteri; Pleuronectiformes; Cynoglossidae. Gene Ontology annotation, cellular component: brush border membrane. Gene Ontology annotation, biological process: phospholipid metabolic process. The record is from RefSeq and is a predicted model, not a curated record. The transcript is spliced from 43 exons. Gene Ontology annotation, molecular function: retinyl-palmitate esterase activity; phosphatidylcholine lysophospholipase A1 activity; A2-type glycerophospholipase activity. Bases 446 to 3655 code for a protein of 1069 amino acids.
UGCUUUCAUAAAUUUUGGUAUGUUUUUCCUAAUGUUCUUCUUUGUCCAUUAGUUCCACUACUUAUUGGGUACUUUGACAAACGGCACACUAUUUUUUUUAAUUUUUUUAAUGUUGUUAAUUACAACAGUGUUGUUUAAACAGCUGUUCAGCCCAUUUCGUUUUGUUUGCCAUGUUUGAUAUAAACUCUCGGUCAACAGAGUUAAAGAUUUUUCAUGUUCCAAAGUACACGGCAAAAAACUGUGCUGUAUUAAUCAUUACUGCUGCUGCUGCAAACACAACUGGGUACGUGUAACUACAUUCAUCCGUUUGUCACGAUUUCAAGUGUUUGAGCGCUCACCACGUGCACUUGCCCAGGUGUAACUGAUAAUAACCAGGAAAGACAAGAAAGCAGAGAAGGAAGAAAGGAUCCACUCGGAGAGGAGCCGGUGACACCAGAGAGAGAAGAUGAAUCCCAGGAUGCUCGUCAUCACACUGUUGAGUGUGACGUGGACAACAGCAUCAGGUCUGCCUUGUGCUCAGAUGUUUCCCUCCCAGUCUCCCCCGUUAUCGGUCAACAGUGUCCGGCCGUCAGAUGUGUCUGUGCUCGCCACCACUGGACUGUACACGUACAACACUGAUUUGUCCACAGUGUUGUCCAGACUCACAGAGCUGAUGACUCUGUUCAACCCUGCUCUGGUCAGUCCGCUCACAGACUCAUAUUCAUCUCCGUUUGUUCAGCAAAGGACUAUGUUGGAGCAGGCAAAGGACCUGACACUUUACCUUCAGAACAACGAGGUCAUUGACUUGGACGCAGACUGGAAGCUGGUGCUGCUCUUUGUGCAGGUAGAUGGACUUUGUGCCCUGGAGCAGCAGCAGGUUCAGUCUGGUGUUCAGGCCUUAGUGGAUGAAGUGGACCAGGCCCUGCAGCUGCUGUACUCUGAGUUAAAGCGGACCAUUGUCAGUGUGGCAUUAUGGGAUGGAGAGCACCAGGCUUUCCAGACCAGGACAAAUCCAGCCACAGUAACAAGUGAUGGAGAAGCCAGAGUUGUGAGGGCCACACUGACACAGUCCCUGCAGGUGUCGCUGGAGGAGCUCCUGGUGAAGAGGAGGUGGUACGGUGACAGAGGGGACUUCACUGUUACUCUGCAGAACACACCACUGGUUAGAGACGUCUCAUCUUCUGCUAGAGCGAAGCUUCUCUCUGAGGCAGAAACUUCACAGCAAACUGAUGAACUGCUGCUGCAGAUGUGGGCCAACCUGCUGCAGCCCACACAGGACCAAGACACCAUGGACGGACGAGGAGUCGUCUCCACUCUGCCUUGUCCAACUGAGGAGCGUCCCUUCCUGAGGACAGAGGACAACUCUCCCACAGAUCGUCACAGCCCAGUUUCUCCUCUCCUUUAUUCAGUCACAGGAACAGAGAUGCUCUGCGAGGACCUCGGCCCCUCGGACUCCGUACCCACCACAGUCCAUGAACUCAGGCCCGUGGACGUCAGCGUUGUGGCUGCAUUAGGAGACUCUCUGACGGCAGGAAACGGUAUUGCAUCCAGCCCAGAAAACAUCCUGGACGUCCUGCGUCAGUACAGGGGGUUAUCCUGGAGUGUUGGUGGAGAUGGAAACCUCACAACUGUCACCACUCUGCCCAACCUCAUUAAAUAUUUCAACCCCAACGUGACGGGCUUCUCUGUGGGAAUGGGCAAACAAAACUCUGAAAAUGCUUUUCUCAACCAGGCCGUAGCUGGAGCCAAGACCAAAGAACUGCUCCCACAGGCACGGGCCCUGGUGGCAAGGAUGAAGAAUGACUCUAGAAUUGAUUUCAAAAACGACUGGAAGGUGAUCACAGUUUUCAUCGGUGGCAACGACCUCUGCGACUUCUGCUACAACUCUCUUCUCUUUUCCAAAGAGAAUUACGCUCGGUAUCUGCGUGAAACCCUGGAUUAUCUGCACAGAGAGGUGCCUCGAGCUCUGGUCAACCUGGUGGAGCCUAUGUUCAUCUCUCCUCUGAAAGAAAUGCACACAGACCCCUCCCUGAAUUGUCCAACAUGGCUGGUGAAGAUUGUGUGUCCUUGCGUCGUGUUGUCAAAGCCCAACUCUAACGCCGUCCAAAAGUUGGAGGAAAUCAACCGAAACUAUCAGCGUGUGCUGCGUGAGGUGGUGGAGUCAGGUCACUACGACAAUCGCUCUGACUUCACAGUGGUCGCCCAGCCUUUCUUCAGGGACGUUGUUUUGCCCCGACUGCCGAACGGCCGCCCUGAUCGCUCAUACUUCAGUGCCGACUGCUUCCACCUCAGUCAAAAGGCCCAGACGAUCAUGGCCAGAGCCCUUUGGAACAACAUGCUGGAACCUCUGGGCAACAAGACUUCAAAACAAGAUUUCACCGUGGACAUUGAGCUGAAAUGUCCAACCAGGAGCUCACCGUACAUCCGCACCUAUAAAAACAGCGACUACACAUACUCUGGUCCUCCCCCCACACCGACACCCAUCCAAAACUGGGGAAGUGACUUCUCGUGUGUAAACCUCAGUCCAUCUGACACUGUGCCAACUUCAGUCCACAAACUGAGACCGGCAGACAUCAUGGUGGUGGCAGCUCUGGGAGAUUCAGUGACGGCAGGAACUGCUGCUAAAGCCAAAACUUUUUUCGAGCUGAAUAGAAAUUACCCAGGACUGUCGUGGAGCAUUGGAGGAGAGAAGACUCUGAACACGACCACAACACUACCAAACAUCUUAAAGAAGUUCAACUCUGCUCUGAAGGGCUUCUCUAAAGGGUCUCUGCCGAGACAGAAGGGCUUCAACAUGGCGGCACGUGGAGCGAGGACCUCUGAUAUUCCAGAUCAGGUCCAAGCCCUCGUCAAGGCCCUGAAGGAGGAUAAGGAAGUGGAUUUUGAAAAAGACUGGAAACUUGUCACAAUAUUUGUCGGGGCCAGCGAUCUUUGCCAUUACUGCACAGACCAAAAUAACCUUUCACCGAAGAACUACAGUCAUAAUCUGAUGCUCAGCUUGGACACGCUGUACCACGAGGUACCGCGUCUCCUGGUGAACAUGGUGGAGAUCUGGCAGAUCCAUCCACUGAAGACGAUUAAUAACAACACGCUGACCUGCGCUCUGUUGCCAAUGAUGAACUGCCCGUGUGUCAUUAACGCAGCUGAGAACUCUCCAGAGUUGGACGAGAUUAAACAAAUCAAUCUUCAGUACCAGGCUGAGACCCAGUACCUCGUUUCUGGAGAUCGCUACGAUGGGAAGGAAGAUUUUGCUGUUGUCCUUCAACCAUUUCUGCACAAUUAUUUUGUCCCCCGUGUUGGAAUGGGGGAGUCUGAUAUCAGUUUCUUCUCCGUUGACUGUUUCCACAUCAGUGACAGAGCUCACUCUGAGAUGGCCGUUGCCCUGUGGAAUAACAUGUUGGAGCCUGUGGGCAGGAAACAGGCCUUCAACAACUUCACCUACGAUCGCUCCAAGAUUAACUGUCCCUCUGAAGCCUCUCCCUUCAUUUUCACCAAGCAAAACAGCCUCAAAAGCCCCACCAUCUGUUCCUCCUCCAUACCCGUGUGGGUGCCAGUGGUUGCGGGAAUUGUCAGUUUACUGGCCGGCAUUACCGUUGGCUACUUGUUUCUCCACUGUAGGCAACAACGGAGCAACAAAAAGGUGAAGAAAUUGGAGAUGAUGGGGACUCUGUUUUAAAUGGAAUCUCGUUUGAAUUCCUACCAGACUGUACUUGAAAAGAUUAGUCUCAUGGUUAAUGAUCUGCUCUUACUGUCGGUGCUUCAGAUAUUUCCCAGUUUUUUUCAGCCAGUUUACUGAAGAGUCAGUGUGAGCGGUUUCAGUGUUUAUGUAAGGUUUGUGUUGUUGGCUGCACUGUGUUCUGCCCACAUUUGUAUAUAAGAUCUUGGUUAGUUUUAUCUGCUGGACUCAGAUACCAGCAGCCAUUUCAUAUCACUGGUACUGAACUGAUAAAAAGUGUAGUUUUGCUGAUUGUAAAUGUGUGUAAAACCUGUUUGUACUAUGUAAAAAAAUAAAAUAAAAAAUAUAUAUAUUAAAAGA